Molecule: messenger RNA, 5747 nt
Organism: Motacilla alba alba
Lineage: Eukaryota; Metazoa; Chordata; Aves; Passeriformes; Motacillidae
Gene: NXT2
Product: nuclear transport factor 2 like export factor 2
Exons: 4
Coding region: 1968-2309 (113 amino acids)
Biological process (GO): protein import into nucleus
Cellular component (GO): nuclear pore central transport channel
Source: RefSeq, a predicted model, not a curated record
GGCCGGGCCGGGAACCGCCGGGAAACGCGGCCUGGGGCCGGGGGAGCGCGGCGUGUCCGCCUCGGGAGGGUGCUGAGUGCGAGAGGGCGGGCGUGGGAGCGCGGGGAGGCCGCCGGGAGCGUGGCGGCUCCGUGAGACGCGGGACGGGCAGGGCGGCAGCGCCUCAGCACGGGCGGCGGGCAGGGGCCGCUCCCAGCCUGCCGAGGGUCCCGGGGCAGCGCGGGGGCCCGUGCGGUGCGGCCUCGGCCUCCUCCUGCAGCGGCCUUAGGGCAGAGAGGAGCUCGGUGAGGCCGUCGGCAGCGGCCGGGUGCGUUGGACAACUGCUCGGAGUUGCCGCCAAUGUUCGAGAAGUUGAUUUUGGGAUUGGUUGGUUGGUUGGUUUUUUUCAAUUAUGGCUUUCCUGGUAAAAGCUCGGAAGGAGGGUUUCUGGGUGAGGUGGUUGGACGUUGGAACCCGAAGGAAGUGUGACCGUCUCCAUCCUCGGAGAUGUCCAAACGUGGCAGGAGACAGGACAGAGGACUCAGCUGUCGGAUGCAGCCUGGAAAGUGGAUCAGCCUUUGGAGUCAGCUCUGCUUUGAAAAGGCAUUAGGACCAGAUGACUUCCAGAAGUUUAUUCCGGCCUAAAUUGUUCACAGAGUUUAAAACUUUGUUGGUUAUGGCUGUAAAAACUUGCAAAACCGACAGAGCUGAUUUCCUGUUAGGCUUCUAUUGCAGGUACCCCGGCAGCUGGUUGCAGGCAGCUGCGUGUGUGGGGAGCUGCAGGGGCUCCUCGGUGCAGGCUGGGCAGCGCUGCUGUGCAGGGGGAGCUGCUGAGGGCUCCAGAGCUGCAGUCACUGCUCAGGGGACAGCUCUGGCACUCCUGGCUCCAGAGGGUCUCCGGGCACUUCUGGGGCUGGCAGCAGCCUGUGAGUUCGGGAGUUGCUGGGCAGGGUAGGGAGGUGAAGAGCAGUUUGUGUCCCUGCAGGGGGAGAGAAAAGAGUGCACAGAAACGUGCUUGGCUUUGUUGGAUAAACAGGGAUUACUCCAUAGGCCUUGGUUUCUUUUCAGAUUGGAGCUUUCUCUGAUUAUGAAUAUUUCUUGUGUUAAUGCUGGACGAGUUCCUGGUGGUUCUGGAGAAUGUUCAGUGAAAGCAGCCCAGAAAAUCCAAGCAGUGAAAUUGUUCAGCACUGAUCGAGUUGCAGCUACUGGGAGUAUAAUUUGAAAUAGGACAGUGAUAAAUAAUAGCGUUUUAAACAGUUGAUAAGAGAACCAAAUGCAGGUUUAUGGAGGUAUGGACAGGAAACUCAGAAUUUGCUUUCCAGGAUCUUUUACAGACCCAGUUCAGGGUCUGUGAGAGAUUGAGGGCCAAAGGGAUGAACAAACUGAGCCAGUAACCCCGGGAGAUCACAGUGCAGUGGUGGGACAGCACAGGCUGCUACCUGGGCAUGAAUGCAAGUAGAGAGGUGUGAGGAAGGUGAUGAGGUGUGAGGAGGAGUGUUUGGGUUUGACCUGUGGAUCCAGCACUGAUCCAUACUAGAAGGAGUAAAUCCAGAUGUUGGUGUUCUCUCUUUUACUGUGUUUUAUAUUCCUCUAUAUAAAGGUGUGUUAAAAACGAGACUAGCAUGGCAGUGGGAUGGGGUUCUUGCUAAUUCUCAGAAGUACCUGAAUAAAUCUUGUUCCUUAGCUUUAUUUCAGAACAGCCAUCCCAGCAACAACUGCUUUCCUUUAAUAAUGGCGUGGCCACACUACCUGCAGCCAGCUGCAACCCAUUGUGCAAUGUAAAUAUUUGCAAUUUAAAUACAAUAAAUAAAUCAGCAUUCAGAACUAAUGCUGAAACUGUCACCUGCCUAACAGCUGGUACUUCUGCAAGUAGAAAAGGAGCUUAGAAUACAUUUCAACAUGAUUUGAUGUCACCUUAGGAUUUCAAAACCUAUGUGGAUCAAGCUUGUAGAGCUGCAGAUGAGUUUGUCAACAUUUACUAUGAGACAAUGGACAAGAGAAGAAGGGCUUUAACCAGACUGUAUUUGGACAAAGCAACAUUAGUUUGGAAUGGAAAUGCAGUGUCUGGGCAAGAAGAACUAAAUAAGUUUUUUGAAAUGUUGCCAUCAAGUGAAUUCCAGGUUAAUGUGUUGGACUGCCAGCCUGUUCACGAGCAAGCUACUCAAGGCCAGACAACAGUCCUCGUGGUGACAAGUGGGACUGUCAAAUUUGAUGGGGAUAAGCAGCGCUACUUCAAUCAGAACUUCCUGCUGACGGCACAGGCCACCCCCACCAACACCGUGUGGAAGAUCGCCGGGGACUGCUUCCGCUUCCAGGACUGGGCCAGCUAGCAGGGCCUGGCACGGGCAGUGACCUCUCCUUUGGCACCACCAAGGCCACUGUGCAGGCGGCUGCUCCCACGCAGGGAAUGCACGCGCUCUUUGUGUUGCAUCUGAUGUUAUGGACGGUCUACAGAUGUUUCGGGGUUGAUUCCAGUGACCACAGCUGUAGUAAUAAAAUGUGAGAGGUUGCUCGUGUUAGUUGAAUUUAGUCAAGUGCUGACGGCAGUGAGCUGUAUUCGAAUCAUUCCUAAAAUGCCUUACAUGCAGCUGUGCUGCCACUGCUGAGUGCUCAAACCGUUCUGUUUGAACACAGAAUCCUAUUCGUAUACAAUUCUGACCAAACGUAAUUUUUUUCAACUUGAAAAGAUCUGUUUUUACAGUAUCAUCUUCUCUCUUUUGAAGAAGAUGCUUGUGGCAUGAAGAUUUAAUUUUGAAGGCUCCCUACUCCCAGUUGUGAGAGGCUGGGAAGGAUUGCUGUGUUAGUGAAAGGAGCAAAUACAGCUCCAGAGUUUGUAACCUCUCAGUCCAUUGGAAAGGUAAUGUUUACCUUCUCUGAUGCCAAAGGACCAUAUGUCUUUGGGUUUCCUUUCAGUCUGAGCUUCCCAGACUUUGGUUGUUAAUUCCAUGGAUUCAUAUGUAGGGCAUGCUGAAUGAUUCGGAGCUCCCGUGCCAGUAAUUCUUCACGUGCAUGUGAAGGACUUCAAACUGAUUAUUUUUCUUUUGAAGUCUUACCAUGGCCUAGAAAUAGGUCACAUACAUGAUUUCUGUUGGCUUUAGUUCUGCAUUCUGUUGCUAUGAGGUUUGGAUUAUUUUUCUCACAUUAAGUCUGCAAGUUUUGAAUCCUUUCUGUCUUUUCAAGAAACAUUGUAGUUUAAAAGUGGCACUGAAAGUGUGCAUUACUGUGAAGCCUUCAAUUUUUCUCAUCAGUACUGUUACUCAGAACAGGUGCUUGCAUUAUUUUCAAUUGAGAACAGCAGCUCUGCACCACUAACACUAUCUUCCUCUCAUGCAGAUUUUUACUGUAUUUUUUCAUGUUCUUUUUAAAAAUUGCCUUUAAUUAUUGAUUCUCUAGGGGGGUUUGUGUGUUUUGCUUUAAAUUUGUAGUUUAAAGCUUCCAGCUGCUUUGAAACACUUUUCAAGACUGUAAGUUAAGAGUCCACCUUAACUUUGGAACUUAAGAGCAAAUCUGAUAAUCAGCAGCUUUGUUUUAAACUGGUGUGUUUCUGUUUUAAGCUGAGUAAAACAAAAAAACAAACCCAAAAUGUAGCUUUGUAGCUGUAGCUGUAUCCCUGAGCAUAGCCUUGCUUGUAACUGAAAGUACAGGAGGGGAGCUUGUAACUCUCAUCAUAACCUACGUCUCAGUGACAGCAGCAGUCUGAAAGCAGUUAGAACUGCAGCUCACUUGUUCAGUGACUUAUAUGGAGAAAACUGUGAAAAUGAGCAAUAUCUCACCUGGGUAAAACUUCUUAAAGCAUCUGUAGUUUGCAAUGUAGUCCCACAAACAAUGGGAUGAAAUGAGUGGCUUUAUUUCCUUUUCAGGCCCUCUAGUCUGUACACCAGUAAGUUAGAAUUAGUAACCUGUCUCUGUUCAGAGGCUGUUUAUGAUCAGAACUAUUGUGUACCUAUUUUCAGGCUGAAGAAUUUGAAUUCCUGCAGAAUAGUGCAAGAACAGAAUUUUUGAAAAGUGUGUAAAUAUUGUAAAUACAUUGUUAUUUCUGUAUGUAGUGAAGAGAGGAUCAUUCUAUUUAAUUACUGUUUGUUCUUAAGAGAAUAUGUGAUGUUCAUAUAUUUGUAUUUCCUCUAGAAGAUUGAAAAGAAAACAUAACCUAAGCAUGCCUGUAACUGGUACAGCAUUGUUGAGCUGUGACACUGGCGUGGUGUAUUCUGCUGGCUGUUUAACUUGCUGUUGAUUGUGUAAGUGGUGUUACAGAUCUGCUUUGCAUACACAAAACAGGUGUUGCCUUUUAAAAUGCAGCAAUGGGUGCAGCUGUGGCAUUGGCUUGUUGGACUUCGAAGGCGGUCACCAGAACACACACUUAUCAGUACCUGAUAAGCUUGUGCUGUGAAUAAAUACUUAUUGGAUAUUUUUAUCCAAGUUUGAAUUUGUAUAAUAAUUUUUAAGCUUUUUCUAGGCAGACUGGGAGAUUCAAAAUAUGUGAGGCAAUGUUUCAAUCAAUCAGAGGUUAUUCUCAAUUAUUUUCAUGCUAUUUAAAUGCAAGCUGCUUUUAAAUCUGACUUUUGCAAUUAAUAUAAAAAAAAACCAAAACUGACCAAACAAAAAACCCCACCACUACUUGGAACAUGACUGAGGAAGAUAACUAACUGGCCUAGCUGGACAAACCCAGAAAACUCCUGCUUAGUAAGAUCUGUAGAUGGAGUUGGAGAGUAGGACUUGGUAUGCAUACCCAGGGGUUUUGUAGGGAAAUUCGUUGGAACACAAUUGCUUCAGGCAAGGGAGAGGUGCCAGUUACUCCUGCCUAUUUCCAUCAUCUUCAGUGAGUCACUUGGGUGAUUCAGAACUACCAUAAUUAGCUCUUGCUCUUUGUAACUGAAAAUGCUGGUUUGCAAAAUAUUUUUAUUUAUUUUAUACCAAGCUAUUAGAGUCAAGUGAUGGUUUUACAAUGGAGUAACUAAUGGUACAAACAAAAAAAAAUCUCUUUGUUACUAGCUCUCUGCUGCUUGUUAAUAUUCUGUGCUGAAAUUAGCAGAAAACACAAAAAUGUUUUCAUUUAAUUCUGUACAAACCCAUCCAGCUGGUUUAGUGUGACCAUUGCUGACUCUACUGCAAUACCCAAAAUUUACUAUGGGCAUCUGUAAAAUGAAUAUGUUUGUGCUCCAAACACUGAACUGGAGUUAAUGCUUCCAUUUUUUCGUUUGAGACCAAAUUACUCCUGUACAACCAGUCAGUGAAACAAAGCCAGCUGAAGAGCUAAGCACUUCCACUAUGAAAUUGUAGCAGCUGAAGGCUUGAGAGAUCUUCUCUUUUGUGUAUGUUCCUUGUAUUGUCUAUAGCAGUCACUGCUUUUCUGUUGCUUUGUUUGUUUGGCAUACUACAGUUUGAUUGACUUAAAAUGCCCAUGUUGGAGAAAAGGGAUUUGUACUGAUGGUAUGAAUGGUUUGUUCUGAUAUGCCUGUGCUUCCUUAACCUGUCUGGAGAAAAGCACAUUAUAAAGAAAUGCUGUUUUAUCAGUAAAAUAACUUUCCACACUUGAAUAUAUUUUGUAAGUUUUUGAAAUUGUUUGAGACCUCUUGUAAGAUUAAUUUUCAAAACUCAUACAACCAAACAAAAAAAAAAAAAAAAAAAAGAAAAAAAAACCACCAAAAAAAAACCCCAAACCUAGCGGUUGCUCUACCUUUUUUUUUUCUUUUAUUAUUACUAGAAAUUUUCAUAGCUUGUUCUUAUGAUAUUAAAAGUACAAGAAAUAAAUUGUGGCUUCCUUAUCUUUA